AGAAGACGCAAGCUCGACUGGGAAGACAACAGAAAUCGAACAAGGGCACAGCCGCACAAUGCCUUUAUUGCCUUUUAGUCAGGCAAGUCAGACAUGAGUAAGUACGUACCGCAAUCCGCGCGAUGGUGAAUUUCAACGCUCCACGCGGGGCAAACAUCGAAAACCUACGCGUAAAGAGAAUGGCAUUCAUCGUCUUUCAUCGCCAAAUUCUACUAAAAUGCCUAUUAGAUUGCGGAUAACACAACUUCCCCCUGCCUUACCUAAGCUUUCACUUUACCCAUACUUUUCUUGCCUACAAGUAUGUUCCCCUCCAACGUAGGUAGCGGGAGCGGAGAUUCCCUUAUUGGCGACAGCACUGUAGCCCAGCUGAAUGCACACCCAAUGAGCUUCCCCCGUGCCGUCUAAAUCAGGCAAUAAUUGACCAAUCAGCUGUGGGCCGCAACCUCUUUCGCUCAUUUAGCAGGAAGAUACGCAGUACGUACCUCGGUACCGCUCCAGAUAGCGGAUUGCUCACAUUGAUUUUGGGCUCUCACAUUGAACAACCUCUCUCAUUGUUCAAGGGCCUUGACUCACAUCUCAUUGCUCUCUCAGUGACUUAAUUCAUAAGUAAAGACAUCCCUUUGGAAGCCAAUUGAUCUCAUCUAACAGUAUCACAGCAAUCCUCAACACUCCAACUCGUCAAAACCCAGAAACAAAACCAAAGUCUACACAAAAUUCAACCCCGCCAUGGCCUCACAACCUCCGGUCGCGGGGUCCGACGCCGCCCUCCCACUCAUCGACAUCAAACCGCUGCUCAAGAAACUCUGGCCCGUCCCGGACGCCGGCCUCGCCGUCAGCGCCGAUGAGAUCGCCGAGGCCAUCUCCCACUUCUUCACCCACCAGGUCUCCGACACCCAGGCCGCCUCCCUCCUCAUCGCCCUACACUUCACCAACCUCGACCGCCGCGCCGACGUAAUGGCCCGCUCCGCGCACUACAUGCGCCGCGCCGCCGCCAAGGUUGACUUUGACGAUCUCUCUCGCGUGGUCAAGCAAAAGAAUCUCGGCGCGGGAACCUACGCCGGCGGACUGUGCGACAUCGUCGGCACGGGAGGCGACGCCCACAACACAUUCAACAUCAGCACCACCGCCUCCAUCCUCGCCUCCUCCCUCCUCUUGGUCGCCAAGCACGGCAACCGCGCCAGCACCUCCAAGUCCGGCUCCGCGGACCUCGUCAACAACAUGCAGCCCCGCCCGCCCGUCCUCAUGGCCGUCUCCCCAGAGACAAUCUCACAAGUCUACGCCGCCACAAACUACGGCUUCCUCUUCGCCCCCGUCUUCCACCCGGGCAUGCGCUACGUCGCGCCCAUCCGCAAAGAACUCCCCUGGAGGACAAUCUUCAACCUCCUCGGUCCCUUGGCGAACCCUGUCGAGGAUAUUCUCGAGGCCCGCGUCAUUGGCGUAGCGAGAAAGGAGCUCGGCCCCGUCUUCCUCGAGGCCCUCAAGAUUAGCGGUUCGAAAAAGGCCAUGAUCAUCUGCGGCGAGGAGGAGCUGGACGAGGUCAGCUGCGCGGGUCCGACGCUGGUCUGGAGGCUCAGCGAGUCGGCUGGCGGUGAAGUGGUGGCGGAUCACUUCAAGGUGCAGCCGAGCGAUUUCGGCUUGGGAACGCACCCCCUCAACACCGUGUCCCCCGGUAAAGAGCCGGCUGAGAAUGCCGAGAUUCUGAGGAGGAUAUUGGCGGGCGAGAUGGCCGACGACGAUCCCAUUCUCGAGUUUGUGCUGAUGAACGCCGCGACGCUGUUUGUCACGUCGGGUAUCUGCGAGGCCGAGACGAGCAACAUGGGUCCAGGUGACGACGGCCAGGUGAUUACCGAAAGGGGCCCUGGCGGAGGUCGCUGGAAGGAAGGUGUGCGGAGGGCGCGCUGGGCUGUCAAGAGCGGUGAGGCCUGGAAGCAGUGGAAGGCGUUCGUCGACGUCACGAACAGCUUCAGUCAGUAGAGGUUGUGUAGAUAGAGGGUGCCAGACCAUGAUGACAAAAAGUGUGAUGACAGGGGUCAGCCAAAAUAAAAAGGAUAGCAAGGAAAUGGAAC
Molecule: messenger RNA, 2066 nt
Organism: Colletotrichum scovillei
Lineage: Eukaryota; Fungi; Ascomycota; Sordariomycetes; Glomerellales; Glomerellaceae
Product: anthranilate phosphoribosyltransferase
Exons: 1
Coding region: 727-1974 (415 amino acids)
Biological process (GO): L-tryptophan biosynthetic process
Cellular component (GO): cytosol
Molecular function (GO): anthranilate phosphoribosyltransferase activity
Source: RefSeq, a predicted model, not a curated record